GGUCAGAACCUCCAGGACUCAGGAUCUGGUCUGGAUCAGGUCUGGGAUGCUGCGGCCCGGCUCGGUCAGAACCAUGGAGGCGGAGUCUCUGGUGGCUCUGCUGGAGGGCGGGUUGGACCAGGUGGUUCUGAUUGACAGCCGGUCCUUCGUGGACUUUAACUCCGCCCACAUCCUGGAAGCCAUCAACGUGAACUGUUCCAAACUGAUGAAGAGGAGACUGCAGCAGGACAAGGUCCAGAUCCAGGAGCUGCUGCAGCACUCUGCCCGGGGACAGUUGGACCUGCAGGCUGGUCAGCAGGUGGUGGUCUACGAUCAGAACUCUUCGGACCCGGCCUCUCUGGGUUCUGACUCGUUCCUCAGUGUUCUGUUGGUGAAACUGGAGCGGUCCUUCCCCUCCGUCCACCUGCUCUCAGGUGGAUUCUCAGAGUUCUCCAACCUGUUCCCGGGUCUGUGUGAGGACAAGUCCGGUCCAGUUCCGUCCUGCAUGUCUCAGCCCUGCCUCCCUGUCUCCACCAUCGGACCGACCCGGAUCCUGCCCAACCUGUACCUGGGCUGUCAGAGAGACGCCCUGAACAAGGACCUGAUGGUCCUGAUGGUCCUGAUCCAGGUCUCCUGUCCUCCACAGGACCUGAUGCAGCAGAACAACAUCUCCUACGUUCUGAACGUCAGCAACACCUGCCCCAAACCGGACUUCAUCCCAGAGUCUCACUUCCUGCGGGUUCCCGUCAACGACUCGUUCUGUGAGAAGAUCCUGCCCUGGUUGGACCGGUCCGUGGACUUCAUAGAAAAAGCCAAAGCGUCCAACUCCAGAGUCCUGGUCCACUGCCUGGCAGGUGUCUCCCGCUCCGCCACCAUCGCCAUCGCUUACAUCAUGAAGAGGAUGGAGCUGUCCCUGGACGAGGCCUACAGGUUUGUGAAGGAGAAGCGUCCGACCAUCUCACCUAACUUUAACUUCCUGGGUCAGCUGCUGGACUUUGAGAAGAACAUGAAGAGUUCUGUUUGUGACGACAGGAAGUCCCUCCUCUGUGACGCUCCCGCUCAGCUGGAGGAGGCGGAGCCUCGGCCCGAUGGGCCCAGUUCGGUCCAACCGGAGCCCUGUGUUCUGGUGGACGGCCCAGAGGACCUGGCUCAGGUUCUGGGCGCUCUGCAGUGCUCUGACGGUCCAGAGGACAGCGCCCGGCUGAAGCGCUCCUUCUCUCUGGACAUCAAGUCGUACGGCGAGGCGGGUGGAAGCCCCGCCCACCGAGGCUUUGGUGAGGGGGAGGAGUUCUACAAAGAGAGCAGCAGUAAGGCGUGUCAGUUCUCUCCGGUGGAGGAGGUCUCGGAGCAGUCCACUCCAGAACACAGCCCUGAUAAUGACGAGGUGACCGGUCCGGAUCCAGCGGCGCCGCCCUUUCCUGUGGCUCCGCCCAGACCGCCAGCUGCUGCGUCCUCCGGUCAUCAGCUGCGGCGCCGAGGCAGCGUGGAGGAGACCACCACCAGCUUCCUGUUGGGACUGUCACGCAGCCAUCAGCAGCUGCCCCGCCCCACCCCCGGCCCCGCCCCCAGCCCCGCUCUGAAAGGCUGGCACUCAGACAUCCUGCUGGGACCCGUCAUAGGCUCCGCCUCCUCGCUGGUGGGGGGCUGGUACCUGUCCUCAGAGUCCACCCGCUUCUACUCCUCCUACGGCUGCGGUCACAGCAUGGAGACGGUCCGGCGCCGCAGCCGGGGAGGGGGCGGAGUCAGCGGCGACUCGAGGCGGAGCUGGCACGAAGAGAGCAGCUUCGAGAAGCAGCUGAAGAGGCGGAGCUGCCAGAUGGAGCUCGGAGAUGGCUCCGCCCAGGAGCUGGUGAAGGUGGCCAGUACCUCCAGCUUCUCCGGCAGCAUGGAGGUCAUCCAGGUGUCCUGAGGCUCCGCCCACUGUGUCACCUGCUGCUGCUCAGGCUCCGCCCCCUGCGUCACCUGCUGCUGCUCAGGCUCCGCCCCCACACUAACUCUGAAAAUCACAGUGUGUCAGCUGAUGGAGGCGGUCCAACAUUCUGUCACAAAAGGUUCUGGUUCUGGUUCUGGUAUCUGAGAACAUUUCUGAUCCAGCAGAACAGAGUCGGUUCUGACCCGGACCUGGACUCAGAACCAGGUUUAGUUGUUUUGUCAGGUGAACCUGAUCUGAUUCUAAUGAUUGUAUUUCUGUCCUGCUUCAGGUUCUGGUUCUGACCUGGAUCAGGUUCUGGACUUGAACCUGCAGGAGGUUCUGUUCAUCACUGAUCAAUAAAAUAUUUAAAAUGAU
Messenger RNA from Austrofundulus limnaeus, 2266 nucleotides. RefSeq names its product dual specificity phosphatase 16 (gene dusp16). Gene Ontology annotation, molecular function: MAP kinase tyrosine phosphatase activity; MAP kinase tyrosine/serine/threonine phosphatase activity; protein tyrosine/threonine phosphatase activity. Gene Ontology annotation, cellular component: nucleus; cytoplasm. Lineage: Eukaryota; Metazoa; Chordata; Actinopteri; Cyprinodontiformes; Rivulidae. The record is from RefSeq and is a predicted model, not a curated record. Gene Ontology annotation, biological process: peptidyl-tyrosine dephosphorylation; negative regulation of MAPK cascade.